Perca fluviatilis (European perch) is the source of this 3502-nucleotide messenger RNA. Its product is annotated as dapper homolog 3. The transcript is spliced from 4 exons. The record is from RefSeq and is a predicted model, not a curated record. NCBI's taxonomy places the organism in Eukaryota, Metazoa, Chordata, Actinopteri, Perciformes, Percidae. Gene Ontology annotation, cellular component: cytoplasm. Bases 259 to 2229 code for a protein of 656 amino acids. Gene Ontology annotation, biological process: negative regulation of canonical Wnt signaling pathway.
CUUUUCUCUCCGUGGCUGGUCGCAGAGGGCGGGGCUCCGUGCCUGCGUUUGACAGCUGCGAAAUAGAAAAUGUAUAGCGCAUAGAUGGUCUGGGAAACCAUGCUGCUCCAAGGCAACCAUACUAUCACAGGGAAUGGGAUGCAGCAUGGCUCUUUAUAGCCUGCGGAUGCCCUCGUAAAUCUGGGCCAAUUGGAGAACACCAAAUUAGGGAAAUCAUUUGCUUUUACAGUGCAUGUAAAUCUGGGAUUUUGGGGGGCCAUGCAUCGUGCGUUCUCGUUCCCGGUGACUGUGGAGCGCAGUCGGACCAAGGAGCGCCUGGAGGCGAGUUUGGCCGGACUGUGUGAGCUGGAGCUCCGCAAGCAGAGACAGGAGUGCCUGGUGCUGGGGGCGCUGGCUCUCGGAGACCCUCUGCUCCAAGACUGCUCCAGAGGAGAGCUGGCGUGUUUCAGCAGCUGGGGGCAGGAAAACUUGACACUGAGGCGUCAGCUGAGUGCUCUUCAGAGUUCCCCAUGGGGCCUGAUGCAGGCGCUGGAACAGCAGGUGGGAGACCUGAGGAUCGACACUGACGAUGGCUGCUAUGAUGGAGCUCAAGGAUACGCAGGUUUCUAUGAGUCGAGUGAGGGUCAAUCGCAUAAAGGAAGAUCUUGUUCCACUGAGCCCACAGAUGGGGUCUCCUCCUGGGCUUACACCAACAACAGGCCAAAGUCUGUGGGAGACCCCCUCAUGCCGAAUGGAGAACUGGAUGCACCAGUCCCACGCACCACCUUACCCCGUUCUUUCUCUGCCCCUUACCCACCUCUGGAGGGCAUUGCUGAAGAGGGUGCAGCAGUGGACUCCUGGCAGUGGGACCCCAGCGGAGCCAACCAACCCUGGCAGCAGCAACCUGCAGAGGAUCAGAUCACAGAGGAGGACUACCAGCAGGCCUUGAGGGUAGAGGGUUACAUCCUAAGUCUCAUCCAGCGUCAUACCCUAGCACCACGGCCCUGUCAGCCUCGCACCACACUGAGCCCCGACCCCCCAUACUGCAGUGCCUCCGGACACAGCUCCCUCCACAGGAGAACCCAGUCUCUUACCACAGAGCAGCGCUUUACGGACCCCCACCUCCUGCCCCAUGUUGACCUUUCAGCAAACCCUAAUAGCCAGGGCUGGGGUUGUGACCUCUUAGAGGGGGAGGCCUGUGGAGGAGAGGUCCCAUCUUUGGAGGAGGACUGUUAUCUUGCCCUGCCCUACCCCCAGUCCAGGCCGCACUCCUUGGCUGAGAGACUACCAUCACCUCUGCCCUCCCUGGACCCCAACUGUGGUGUUGGGGCUCUUGACCUUUGUUGUGAGCCUCCAUCCCCCCAGCAUUACUUACAUCCACAUCCCGCUAUUCAUCACAAAAACAAUUUAGUAAGUGCUCAGUAUAUUCCUGGACAGGCCUUCCAUGCCCCUGUGCGUUCCCCGAGACACUACAACUCAGAGCAGCCUAAACCAACCCGAGCUGUCACCUCUCCUGACCACCAGAACUCCAAGUCCAGAACUUCUAAGAAGAGCCACAAUGAGCGGCAGAGAACCAAGAAAUCAAGCAGUAAAACCAGUCGAUCCCAGUCUGAAAACAGCCUCCUGGGCCAGCGAGUGCUGCCUGAGCGCAGGUACAGCACCACCGAGAGGCACCAAGGCAGAGGGGAUCUUGCUCAGAACCAAAGCCAAGUCAGUGAACCGCAGAUUGGCCACAACAGCCACAAAGAGAGCCGACGUUGGUGCUCCAACCUAGAGCUCAGCCAGGAUGAAGGGGAGACCAUAGCAGGGCAGUCGCAUAGACGCCCUCGAAAAGCUCGCCAUGGUCCUUUUUGUCCCCAUUCCCAACCCCAGAACUACCACCAGCAGCAGCAGCAGCAGCACACCCCGCGUUGGCACCCAGACUUCCAGGAGAGAGCACCUCUCUGUCAGGGAGAGGAGGGCUAUGCUGGCGCCGCCCCUGCAGAGUCCGAGUCCAGCAUGAGCGAGGUGUAUUCCCCGGCCUCCAGCUCACUGUCCAGUGAUUCAGAUGAGAGUGGGGGGCUUGUGUGGCCCCAGCAGCUGCCCCCACGUCUUGCUUCUACCUCCUCCUCAUCCUCACCUUCACCACAGGCCUCUGCCAAUGCCCCCUCUCAACCAAAAGCCUUUGUCAAGAUCAAAGCCUCCCAUGCUCUCAAAAAGAAGAUUCUCAGAUUCCGCUCAGGGUCCCUUAAAGUCAUGACUACUGUUUGAGGAAAUGCUCAAACCUGUUUUAAUCCCAUAACCUAAUACUGUGUUUGACAGUCAUUGUCAGAGCAACACUGUGGCUGCUAAUUUUGGUCACCUAUCAUAUGUUAACUAACCAAUCCAGUAUGUAUACUCUACCUACCUCUAAUUACAGUACAGUAUGUUCUUGGUGAGAGACUUUUUGCAUCACACCAAUUAUUAUCAAUUAGAGCAGGAUAAUGCCCAUUAGUCUAGUGUCUGAGGGUUGUCAGCUACAAGAUAAUUCAACCAGAUGAUCUCUAGCAGAUUUUUAAUCAUCCCCAUUAAUGUGAGUUACACUGUGUUGACAUGGACAUGGUGACAAGUGACUGAAUAUGCAGUUUCUCCUUGAUGUCUGUUGGACAUAUAGUUAAUUAUCAUAGCUUUGUGGUUAAUUAAUUCCUACAGUGUCGAGUUGGCCAGAUACAAUUCUGCAUGACUAAUAGGUACAUAGUCUAAAGCUUCAUGUCUUGCUAAACACCAAAAAUCUAGAAAUUAGAGUGUUUUGUGGCACUGACUUUUUUUAAGAAAUUUGACGGGUCCAAACUUUUCCACUAAUUUCCUAGACAGUGUCCUGGAAAGAACUGUGUAAUUUGCUACUAAUCAGAGAGAACAGCUCAAUUUAAACCCAAUUCAAUAUUCCUAGAAAUUGUAUUUAUUAUUAGAAAUUGUAUGCACAAAAUUUCACAUUUUGCAUGUUUGGCCGACCUGCUCUGCACUUAAUAAAACUUACACAGUUCUUUCCACGAAACUUCUUGGAAAUUAUUUUUGAAAUUAUUAGAAUAUUAUUUUUAAAACUACAGACCAAUAAAAUAAAGCGUGGUAAGACUUGACGCUUAAGAGCAAGGAUUUUUUUCUGCAGUUAGCCAUCAUCCUAUAGAAAAAGCCUCUAGUACAGACCUAUGUUUACAUUUGGUUUUCUUAGUACAGUCUAAAGAUUCAUGAGCUGAUUGUAAAUCUCUGAGCAGGGAAUAUCCCUUUAUCUGUAUCAUUUCUUAUACUCAGCACUGCCUCUUUGUAAACUGUAGGGACCAAUGAGCAUCAACAGGUCUGUGAGUCAGGAAUGGGUUUAUUAGAGGCCAUAGUGAGGUACCAGUGUACAUAUAUGCAUGCACAUACAUUAUGUACAAGUGCACAGAUUCAUGAAACAUAGGGACUCAGACUUGGACACUCUUGUAAAUAUGUAUGCUUUUGUAUAUAUCAUAAUGUGGCCUUGUUUGGAAUGAAUGUAGUUUGUAAAUAAAAGCGAUUUUGCUCCUAA